AUACAAAGCACACGGAUUACUUGCAUGCGUUGGGGCAAAGGAAUUCUUUGUCUACCCAAUUCCUUUGCAAAACUCAUCAAAACUCGAAACUCUCAGAUUACGAAAUACGUACCUACCGCUAGUGGAUGCGCCUUUUGGGAGAGUUACCAGCAUAUUCAAAAUUGCUUUCAUAACAGAUCCAGAUGUGAUAAAAGAGUGCAAAAGACCUCAACGCAGUCACGACCUGAAUCGACGUAAUUGA
Messenger RNA from Paraglomus occultum, 241 nucleotides. The record is from the annotation of a GenBank genome assembly. NCBI's taxonomy places the organism in Eukaryota, Fungi, Glomeromycota, Glomeromycetes, Paraglomerales, Paraglomeraceae.